This is a messenger RNA of Silurus meridionalis, 2276 nucleotides long. It is a transcript of the gene osr1, whose product is annotated as odd-skipped related transcription factor 1. Gene Ontology annotation, molecular function: DNA-binding transcription factor activity, RNA polymerase II-specific; RNA polymerase II transcription regulatory region sequence-specific DNA binding. The transcript is spliced from 3 exons. Lineage: Eukaryota; Metazoa; Chordata; Actinopteri; Siluriformes; Siluridae. Gene Ontology annotation, cellular component: nucleus. The record is from RefSeq and is a predicted model, not a curated record. Bases 277 to 1026 code for a protein of 249 amino acids. Gene Ontology annotation, biological process: embryo development; urogenital system development; regulation of transcription by RNA polymerase II.
GAGAAGGAGAGAAGGAGAGACACACGCGGGGAGGGAAAGUUUAAUCCUGCACUAACAGCUGUGUGGAGCUGCUGCGGUGUGUGUGUUUGUGUGUGCGCGCGCGCGCGCGAGUGUGCGAGUGAGAACUGGCUGAAGACUGCAUGCAUGUAACUUUCUUUGCGUGGGAAGAAUUAAACUUUUUCCUGCGAGUCCCGCCGGAUCUUCCUGCCUGCGCGAGCUGCCGGGUGGAGCCACUGCUGAUUGAUUUUUUUUCAAAUUAGAAUCCAAACAGGAAUCAUGGGUAGUAAAACACUUCCUGCCCCUGUACCGCUUCAUCCUUCCCUCCAACUGGCCAAUUAUUCUCUCCUCCAGACUUCAAACGGCUUUCACCUGCCCACUGAUCAAAUGCCUGGCAUCUACAGCUUCAGUGCUCUUCACGCCGUCCACCUGCACCACUGGACGCUGGGAUAUCCUCCGUUUUUGCCACGCUGCACCUUUUCUCGUUUCCCUCUCCCCUCCAUCCCUCUCCUCCCUCAGCUUGUGCAUCCAACCAAACAGGAAGCUAAGAGCAAACCACGUUUCGACUUUGCCAACCUGGCCGCUGCCGCCACUCAGGAAGAGCCACUGAAGGCAGAGGACCUGAGCGUGUCCGUUGGAGGUGGAGGGCACACCAACGCGCCCUCCCUAGGCUGCCUGCUUGAUGUUGCCAAACUGGCUUCACCAGAGAGGAAGCCGAGCCGAGGGCGUCUGCCUUCCAAAACCAAGAAGGAGUUCGUGUGCAAGUUUUGCGGCCGCCAUUUUACUAAGUCGUACAACCUGCUGAUCCAUGAGCGCACUCACACGGACGAGAGGCCGUACACCUGCGACAUCUGCCACAAGGCCUUUAGAAGGCAGGAUCAUCUCAGAGACCACCGGUAUAUCCACUCCAAAGAGAAGCCGUUCAAAUGCCAGGAGUGUGGAAAAGGUUUCUGUCAGUCCAGGACUCUCGCCGUCCACAAAACAUUACACAUGCAAGUCAAAGAGCUCAAACCUGCCAAGAUAAAGUGAGGUCACACCACAUUAGCCAAUGGGGACACUGGAAAAGCCAAAGAGACCCGAGGACAGCAGCCAAUAGCAAUAGCAACGUGACCAAAGAGUGAAAGGUGCAAGACUCAAACUAAUACGAUAUCAAAAUAUGGACUCACGGAGCCAGGAGCUUCUCGCUGAAUCCACAAACAUGAGCUGGUUCUGAAUAAAAAAAGAUUUCGGAUUUUUUUAACGUUGACAGAGGUCCAGCCUGUGAGAUCGCAGGAAAUACAGAACCACGAGGAAGGACUUCAAAAGCGAGAGCCAACAAUGUAGGUGUGUUUGUGUGUUGUGUAUAUAUAUAUAUAUAUAUAUAUAUAUAUAUAUAUAUAUAUAUAUAUAUAUAUAUAUAUAUAUGCACAAACACACCUACAUUAGUGUUUGUGGAUCACUGUGGAUUUAAAAGAAGACCCAAAUGCCUUAAAGACAUCGACUGAUGUUAGGAAAAUGGAGGGGAAUCCAAAGACCUACAGGACAAUAAUGUGAGCCAAGUGCAACAGGUCUUCAACAAGACCAAAAAAUGCAAAAGGAGCUAAACUCCAGCUAACACGAUAGCAAAUUAUGGAUUCAUGAAUCUGAGAUUUUGAUGAAAAUCCAAACACACUGCAGUUCUGGAUAAAAGCCAUGAGGUCGGCCAGAAUCAGCCAAUGAGGACAUCCCAGCAGUGCAGACCAAAGAGAUGUGUUUAAGAUGACCAAAGACAAAGUUCUUCCAGUGUUUUAAAUCAAGAAGAUGCCUAUAUAUGGAUUAAUGAAUUGCUGAAGUUACCAAAAAGUAUGUAAUUUGGAACUAAGUUGCAUCUGACCCUUCAGACUUUUUGAAGCAUAUUCAUCUUGGAUUUAUGGAUUUUUUGGAGAACUUUGGAAUGUUAGCAACCGGAAUGGAUAAAAUCCAGGGACUUGAGUGCACAAAAAUGUGAUCUUAGACUGUUUUUUUCUGUCUAUGUUGACAGAUACAUCAGUUUAUUGUUUAUUGAGUUCGGUUGAUAAAGCCCACUGAGGCUCUGCAAAGUACAAGACAAUCAUAAAUACUAAAAAAAUUAAAAUAAACAGAAAAACAAAGCCAUUAGCUCGACUAGCCAAAGCCACAUUCCAAUUUUUGUAAUAAUUUUUUGUACAGAUUUUCUUUUUUGUAUAACUGUUAUUUGGCACUUUAAUCUGUUUAUGGAUUAUUUACAUAUAUCACUGGAUUCCUUAAACUUGUUGUAAAAAAAUAAAUAGUCAUUUUCUUAA